Messenger RNA from Sphaeramia orbicularis (orbiculate cardinalfish), 3006 nucleotides. RefSeq names its product choline kinase beta (gene chkb). Gene Ontology annotation, molecular function: choline kinase activity; ethanolamine kinase activity. The transcript has 11 exons. Lineage: Eukaryota; Metazoa; Chordata; Actinopteri; Kurtiformes; Apogonidae. Gene Ontology annotation, biological process: CDP-choline pathway; phosphatidylethanolamine biosynthetic process. Bases 136 to 1596 code for a protein of 486 amino acids. Gene Ontology annotation, cellular component: cytoplasm. The record is from RefSeq and is a predicted model, not a curated record.
ACACUGACAUAGCUGAGAGUGAUUGGAUAUUGAACACGCCACUUUAUUUGUCCUCCAAAUCAUCGGUUGGAACGCGCACGGAGGUUAAAGGUCUCCUGUAACCGAUACGUUAAUGGUUGCGACCAGCUGCCUUCCAUGCGUAUCAGACCUUCCAGCUAUGUUUGGCUCUUCCGGUUAAGUAGCUUUACCGGUGAUCUGCGUCUGUCAGCACGCGCCGGCUCCCGUCCCGGACGGACGUUUCACACCGCACUUCCGUUACUAUUCGCCAGGAAACUCACAAUGCAGUCUGGUCGACAUGUACCGAGCACCGGGAGCGGUUCCGAUCAGAGUAUGGACUCUGCAGACAAACCGGUUUUCAGCAGCAUUUCCACUCUGACGGCAGACGACACCGGUCCACCCGUGGAAAAGAAACGGGUGGGAGGAGGCGCGCUUGAAGUGGUCCACAGAAAUCUGAAGACCCCCAGCCCCCUGAUCGGAAACAAUUAUGAUGACGAUUCGGAGGCAGAGUCCUUCCGGGACGGAAGAACCGAAGAGGUGGACCGGGACACCAAGGCCAGGGCUUUUGGCUGGUGCCGAGACUUCCUGUCCGGGUCUUGGAAGACCAUCCGAGAAGAGGAUUUCCAAAUCAGCAUCGUCAGUGGCGGACUGAGUAACCUGCUGUACCUGUGUUGUUUGCCUGAUCAUGUCCAGUGUGUAGGAGAAGAACCUCGUCAGGUUCUCCUCAGAGUCUACGGUGCCAUCCUUCAGGGAGUGGACUCCUUAGUGUUGGAGAGUGUCAUGUUUGCCAUCCUGGCAGAGCGAACUCUGGGGCCUAAACUUUAUGGGAUAUUUCCAGAUGGACGUUUAGAGCAAUACCUUCCGAAUACACGCAUGCGCACUGAUCAACUUUCAGACCCAAACAUCUCAGCUGAGAUCGCUUCCAAGAUGGCACGUUUCCAUGACAUGGUGAUGCCUUUUAAUAAGGAGCCCAAGUGGUUAAUGGGGACCAUUGACAAAUACAUGGAUCAAGUGAUGAAGCUUAAAUUUGUCAGGGAAGCACAUGUGAAAAAAUACAAGAAGCUGAUGAAGUAUGACUUGCCUGCUGAGCUGGAGAGCCUUCGUGCAUUGCUGGCGGCGACUCCUUCACCAGUGGUGUUCUGCCACAAUGAUGUGCAGGAAGGUAACAUCCUGAUACUGGAAGACAAGGAUCCGACCUCUAAUGAAAAACUCAUGCUGAUAGACUUCGAGUACAGCAGCUACAACUACAGGGGCUUUGACUUUGGGAACCAUUUCUGUGAGUGGGUGUACGAUUACACUUACAACCAGUGGCCAUUCUACAAAGCCACGCCGGAGAACUACCCCACCAGAGAACAGCAGCUUCACUUCAUCAGAAAUUAUUUGACAGAAAAGGGGACGCACUCUGACACGACGAAAGACCAGAGACAGAUUGAAGAGGAUAUGAUCAUUGAAGCGAACAGAUAUGCUUUAGCCUCACAUUUCCUCUGGGGGCUGUGGUCAAUCAUUCAGGCAAAGAUAUCCAAGAUCGAGUUUGGAUACAUGGACUAUGCGCUGUGCCGCUUUGAUGCCUACUUCAAGCAAAAAAAACUCUUCUCAUAAGUUCCUGCUGUUACUCAGAAUGUGCGGUUUCUUUUUUUUCUUUUUUUUUUUUAACACCUUUUCAUUAAGCACCACAUUAGAAGUUUUUUUUUCCAAGUAUGUGUUAGUUAAACUCCUCCAGUCUUAUGCAUCUCUGUAUAUGACAAACAACGGUGACUGAAAUGUAGACAUUAACAUAUGAACACACUGCAUAAAUGCAAUCGUUGACUGUAUUCGGUCAGUUUUUAGCACCUUUCCUGACUGUGAAAUCGUUUUUCGAAGGCCUACAGCUUAUUGAAUGUGCAUCACGCAUGUCAGUGUUAUCAUCUUUUUACGUUCUAUUUUUGAUCACUGUUAAGAGCCACUUCACUUGCGCUGACCACUUUUGCAUCAGGGGUCCAAAUUUGUCAGUCAUUCAGUCAGGUGGAUUUUUUUCGUGCACGUCAUACGUCAGUAAUGACCAAUACUGUUGCCAGAGGAUGAAGGUCUGUUCCUUUCAGACUGUUGACCUUAGAGAUGGUCUUUGGUAUACUUGACCGUAGGUAUUGAGUAAAAGUGUGGUGGGCAUUUGUAUACCUCUUUGCUUCAGUGUUGUUAGUCAUUCUACCUCUUUCUUCUAUGUUCAUCGUGUGUUCGAAUGCACAGACAGUAGAUGGCUAAAGGGCUGACUGUAACGGUAUCCUCUUAAGGAAAAAGCAAACUGUAAAUAUUCUUACCUGCCUACUCUGCCUUCCGUCCUGUGUGUCUAUAUAACUUUGUGAAUGAUGCACUAAAGAACAAGUAAAAAUAAGCAUAUAAUGGUUCAGUAAUGUUAGGCAAAAAGUUAGCCUUAUUUUGGCACAUAGUUACUGGAGGGCUAUUUUACGGCACAGUGCAUUCAACGACUAACACAACAACAGAACAUGUCUACCUAUAAUCAUCUCGUUCCUGGUUUACCCUUUGUUAUCACUGUACGUUGACCUGUGACAUAUUAUUCAGUGAGAUUUUUUUUAACCGUAAUGUAGCAGCUGUGAAAACAUGUAUUUUGUACUAGGUUUACAGAAGUUCAUAUGACACUUUUGCAGAGAGAUCACCCUCCAUUUGCAUAAAUUAGAUCUAACAACGACGUCUAUGUAGGAAUACUCACACUGCCUCUUUUUCUGUUUCAGCUGCAGUUUUAAGUUUUUGUAGGAACAUGCCAUUUACUUACUGUUCCUUUUGUAACUAUAGUUUGUUUAGACCGUCUCUUGACUAAAUGUACUGUCAUUGACAAUGUUUGAGUAUUUACUUUCUGCUCGUGUGCGUCAGUUUUUCAGCUAUUUUCUGUAGCUGUUACUGUAGUAUUGUUCUUGUACAAUGUUGUUUUAAACUCAGUUGCACCAUUCCAUCUUAUCUUUGUUCUUUUUGCACUACUAAAAAUUUAAUUUGACAGUUAAUAAACAUGUUUGCUCU